GUGGUGUGGCGACUGGCUGUUGCCGAUCAGAGCUGUCCGGCGCCGGGGCCGUGGCAGCGGCGACACCAGUAGCGGCAGCAGUAGCGGCGGCAGCGGCGGUGGUGGCAGUGGUGGAGGGGUAGCGCAGGAAGGCGGCUGAGGGGAGAGUGGUGACUUGCCCCGCCAUCUCCCUCAUCUCUAGCCGGGGCUGCGCUGGGCUUCGGCGCCCUCAUGGAGGACGAAGACUGCCCCGACUUGAUUCCGAUAGACGCCAACAGUGCGGAGGAGACCAAGUGUAGCCCCAGCAGGAAGAUCCCGGUGACGAUCAUCACGGGAUACUUAGGAGCUGGGAAAACAACUCUUCUAAAUUACAUACUGACAGAACAGCAUAAUAAGAGAAUAGCGGUUAUUCUGAAUGAGUUUGGAGAAGGGAGUGCCUUGGAGAAAUCCCUAGCAAUCAGUCAAGGGGGAGAGCUCUAUGAAGAAUGGCUGGAGCUCAGAAAUGGCUGCCUAUGCUGUUCAGUAAAGGACAAUGGUGUGAAGGCUAUUGAGAACCUGAUGCAAAGAAGAGGAAAAUUUGACUAUAUAUUGUUGGAAACAACUGGUUUGGCAGAUCCAGGAGCUGUGGCCUCCAUGUUCUGGGUUGAUUCUGAGCUGGGAAGUGACAUCUAUCUUGAUGGUAUUGUAUCUGUUGUUGAUGCAAAGCAUGGAUUGCAGCACUUGACAGAGCAAAAGCCGGAAGACCUUGUCAAUGAAGCGUCUCGGCAAGUUGCAUUAGCUGAUCUUAUAAUCAUCAAUAAAACAGAUUUGGUUUCAGGGGAAGAACUGGAUAAAGUCAGAACAUCUGUCAGAUCAAUAAAUGGACUUGUUAAAAUUCUAGAGACGCAAAGAUCAAGAGUUGAUCUCUCCAAUGUUUUGGACCUACAUGCCUUUGACAGCUUAUCUGGAAUAAGUUUGCAGAAAAAGCUUGAAUGUGUAAAGACAAGACAUGCACAUCUAGAUAAGGGUAUAACUACAGUAACAUUUGAAGUUCCAGGAAAUAUAGAAGAAGAAAAUUUAAAUCUCUUUAUUCAGAAUCUUCUAUGGGAGAAGAAGGUGAAGGAUAAGUCUGGGUGCACCAUGGACAUCAUAAGACUGAAGGGACUGGUAUCUAUUCAAGGCAAAUCUCAUCAAGUGAUAGUCCAAGGUGUCCAUGAGCUCUAUGAUCUGGAAGAGACUUCAGUAGCCUGGAAAGAAGAUGAAAAGAGAACAAAUAGACUUGUCCUUAUAGGCAGGAACUUGGAUAAGGAGACCAUCAAAGAAGUAUUCAUAGCCACUGUGACAGCAAAACAAGGAAACAGUUGACACUGAACUACAGAAAAAGAUUAAAUGGCUGUUUGUACCUUGCAAGUCUUUCGUAACAGAA
Molecule: messenger RNA, 1384 nt
Organism: Colius striatus (speckled mousebird)
Lineage: Eukaryota; Metazoa; Chordata; Aves; Coliiformes; Coliidae
Gene: ZNG1A
Product: Zn regulated GTPase metalloprotein activator 1A
Exons: 15
Coding region: 211-1323 (370 amino acids)
Cellular component (GO): cytoplasm
Source: RefSeq, a predicted model, not a curated record